Molecule: messenger RNA, 1635 nt
Organism: Mycena indigotica
Lineage: Eukaryota; Fungi; Basidiomycota; Agaricomycetes; Agaricales; Mycenaceae
Exons: 7
Coding region: 79-1635 (518 amino acids)
Source: RefSeq, a predicted model, not a curated record
UCACGGCUUCGACGCGUUUCGGACUUUCGCCACCACGGAGGAAGUACACCCGCCACUACCCCUCGCCCAAGGCCCCAUAUGGCACCGCCACUGCCGCUCCCUCGCCUAGCCGCCGUUGCGCGCGUCACUCGCUCGCGCAGCGCGGAUAUCGUUCCUCAGCUGGAAACCAGCACCCGAGCGACUCGCGGCAGGGAGGUCUUCACCGUGCAGCAGGAUCACCUGCUCGUUGAGCAUCUCGCGACGAUCCCCCGAGAGUCCAGAUCCACCAUAAGCAGCUUUAAGCGCUUUGCCGAGGACCCACGUUGCAGCAAUCAUUCGGCCAAGAGCUGGCAUGACCACUACCGGAGGCUGGCCGUCAUAUUCGACGCUCGUUGCGACGAGCUGACAAGGAGUCUCUCGACAUCAAGCGUCAACGCUGUGAAUCCGGAGGGGGAGCAGACUCGGAGCAACAGCAUAUCCAGCCAUAUUCGUCGCGAACCCCAGACCUCCAUUCCCCAUCCUACACUUCAUCUCAAGCCCCCUCCAGCCCCUACCCCAUUCGAAAAAGCGAUUUUUGGAGACCUCCUUGCCCAUACUACGCGAUACCUCACCAAGCCCCGCCCGCUUUCCGAAGAAGACAAGGUGAUUGGCCUCAGUCUCGCAAUAGAUCGUCUCGCUCAAGUGCACGGGGUCUCUGCGGAUGCUGCAUACGAUGCCUGGGCUAAUGCCGGAGUCGGAGGCCUUCGCGCUGCCGAUCAAAUGCUCCGACUACGUGCUAAGGCUUCCGAUCCAUUCGCCCAGAUGUCUGCACCGUUGUCGCGCCAUGAAGCAGCACUGCCUACUCCAGAAGCCUCCGAUGACGACGAAGACCCGAUCAUGAUGGCGGCGCAAGUUGUCGUGAAUACGCCUGCUGAACCGUCCGUUGCUCCAGCGAAGCCCACACUCAAGCGUAAACGCGACCAAGGAUCGGAAGCCUCUACUCACUCGUAUGGUACACGAGCGCAGAGCAAACACCGGAAACGAACUAUGGGCGUAGAGGUUACCCACGAACUUUCGCCACACAAGGAAGCUGCUGAAAAGCCCUCGAAUUUGUUGCUUAAGUCGCAGGUCAAGUUUAGAGUUCCCGUGCGGGAUGCCGCCGAUAUUUCUCCCUCGUGGCAUCACUUCCGCCUUGACUCGCAAACUGUGCCGCUUCACGGUCCGCCGCCCGCUGAGACCGGCCCCAUAUCUUGUUCUCCCGUCAAAGUGUCAACUCCAACGCUCGACCAGGUCGCUUCAGCCCGUUCUCAACGAAUUUCCCCAAAGCAUGUCCAGGCUCAUCAGCACCGUCCUCAUACCAAUCCCGCAAGUCCGAAAGAUUUCUCCACCAUGCACACGAACCGCAAUGCGCGCCACCACGUCCCGUUUUCUCCGUCGGCGCAUCGCGGCCUGAUGUCGCGUGUCCUCGACGGUGGACCUGCCGCACGCAGGGCUCGUGCUCCGAGCGUUGAUUCGGAUGAUGAUGAAGACUACGGCAUCGCUACGCUGCUGCAGCUGAAGCAGGAGACGCGGGCGGCGCGGCUUCCUGGCUCGCACGCUCGCCUGCAUUAUACCUUUGAUCGGACGCCGCCAACUGUGGGGCUGGCGUCGGCGUCGACAACCGCCCAGGUUCGGUGA